CGCCGGUAGCAGGACCGGAGCGGGCGGUGGGGGCCGGCGGCACCGGGAGCGGCGAGCAGGCCGCCUCCGCGCCCAUGUGCCCGCAGCCCCCGCCGUCCAUGGAAGUGAUGGAGGGACCCCUCAACCUGGUUCCGUCAGUAUGGAUUUGGUAAAGGCUUUCUUGGGAAACAGGAAUUUUAAAGAAACAGGCAAGCAUUUCCUUCAGAUUCAGAAGUGUGUUGUGUUGUUUCACAGUCAAUGCGAGGCUCACCAGCAGAGCAGAAAAGCAGACCGUUUGUUAGCAGCAGGAAAAUAUGAAGAAGCAAUUUCAUGUCACAAAAAAGCUGCUGCAUACCUUACAGAUGCUAUGAAGCUGACCCAGUCAGAGCAGGCUCAGCUGUCACUGGAAUUACAAAGGGAUAGUCACAUGAAACAGUUACUGCUCAUCCAGGAGAGGUGGAAAAGGGCAAAGAGGGAGGAAAAGCUGAAAGCACAGCAGAAUGCUGACAAGGAAAUAGCUGCACACCUUCAGGCUUCUUAUAGGCCGUCUGCUGAAGACUCUGAUGAUCAAAACAUACUGGUUCCUGUUACUCAGAAAUACAGUCCUUCCACAGAGAAACAUCCACAUGAUAUUCAGGGUGUCUUUGACAGGGACCCGGAUACACUCUUGUUUCUGCUUCAGAAAAGAAAGGAGCCGGUGGAAGCAUGUAUUGGGAGCAAAGCUCCAAAAGACGACAAAACAAUAAUAGAAGAGCAGGCAACCAAAAUUGCAGAUUUGAAGCGGCACAUAGAAUUUCUUGUAGCUGAAAAUGAGAGAUUAAGGAGAGAGAAUAAGCAUUUAAAAGCAGAAAGAGCGAGACUCCAGAAAUCUCCAGUAGACAAGGAGCUGGAUGUAGAUGCUGACUUUGUUGAGAAGUCAGAGUUGUGGGGUCUGCAGCAACACUCAGAAACUACUUCUUCAGCUGCAACUUGGCAGAAGUUUGCCUCAACUGCUGGGAAGGCAAAGGACAUUCCAAUACCCAACCUUCCCCCCCUGGACAUCCCAUCCCCUGAACUCCCUCUGCUGGAACUCUCUGAAGAUAUACUGAAAGGACUGAUGAAUAGUUAAAAACCAGGAAAAGUACUCAGUGUACUUACUCAAACUUAAGAAAAGGGAAAACCACCAGGACAGUUGUGAUAUCUGAGGGCAGAAACAUCUAACACAAUCCUGCUGUUGGAGAAAAGGCAUUAAAGCAACUUUGUUACUGUGAAAUACGCAUCAUAUCUGAUCUACUUCAUAAAAGUCAAAGGUACCAUAAUCGGUAUAAGGUGGCAAGAUUUUCAGUCUUUCUCCCAUUGUUUCAAACCAAAUGACUGCCUGGAGAAUGUUUCAAGUAACAAAAUCCUUCAGGGUUUUAAAGUAUGCUAUAUGUAAUAGUUAUCUAUAAUGCCAUAAAUGAUGGUGCAGAACCUAACUGUUAUGGUUGCCAUUUGGCUGCCACAUAUUGAAAAAAUGCUUUCUAGCAUGAAUUUAAACUGUGCAUUUCAUUAUGCAUAACUUUGCUAAUUCAAGUACCGUGCAAUUUAUACACCUCCUAGAUGGAUUUAUGUGCCACACGCUAUACUCCUGACCAUGUUAACCUGAAGUCAGGAGAGAUGUUAAUUUCCAUUCUAUGAAGGAACCAACUAAUUAGUUCUGUUGACGAGGUUUUUUUGGGGUUAUCUGUUUACAUAACUAAUCAGGGUGCAUUGAAUCUAGGUAUUGGUUUCUGUAUAAAGUGACAUUGUUUAAAAAAAGAAAAAAACAUACUUAAGGAAAAAUACCCUUUUUGUUUUCAGCGAUGCAUGAAUGGAAGUAAUUCUAGCUGGCAGUAUUUGAUUGAAAAAGAAAUUGUUUACAGCUUAACCUGAUUCAAAAAGGAUAUGAAAAUAAAAACCAAGGUGUUUUGACACUAAA
Melopsittacus undulatus (budgerigar) is the source of this 1915-nucleotide messenger RNA. RefSeq names its product nuclear receptor binding factor 2 (gene NRBF2). Gene Ontology annotation, biological process: autophagy. Bases 140 to 1087 code for a protein of 315 amino acids. The transcript is spliced from 5 exons. The record is from RefSeq and is a predicted model, not a curated record. Lineage: Eukaryota; Metazoa; Chordata; Aves; Psittaciformes; Psittaculidae.